Molecule: messenger RNA, 1251 nt
Organism: Juglans regia (Persian walnut)
Lineage: Eukaryota; Viridiplantae; Streptophyta; Magnoliopsida; Fagales; Juglandaceae
Product: putative F-box/kelch-repeat protein At1g12870
Exons: 2
Coding region: 94-735 (213 amino acids)
Molecular function (GO): protein binding
Source: RefSeq, a predicted model, not a curated record
AUUACAGCUAGUAAGGCGUCUUUACAGAAAAUUCAAAUUCACGAUAAGUAAUACUUUUUUAUACUCUCAACUGGUGGUGAAAUUGAAUUAAGAAUGUUGAGCCGCCAUCUCCCAGAGGACGUGGUGACUGAAAUUUUGUCGACGCUGCCGGUAAAAUCGUUGAUGCGAUUUAAAUCUGUGAGUAAAGCCUGGUAUGCUCUCAUCAGAAACCCUCAUUUCAUCACAAAGCACCACACUUUCGCCAUUUCUGAUCACAAUCGCAAUCACUGCCGUCGAGUCAUCCUUGAGCGUUACCGAGCAAUAGAUACCCCACGUUUCUCCAUGCACUCUAACGACACCCUGGAGUUUUCCGGCGACAUACAUCUCAUCCCACAAUUGUUCUCAGAAGAUAUUACCCCAGUACUUUUCAUCGGUUCCUGUAAUGGAAUAGUUUGUGCUGUUGGUAUUUCUGCAGAGCGUUUUCAUUUUGGUCCUGAUCCAGACCGGGCUUGGGAGAUAGGGCUUUGGAAUCCUGCAACCAGAGAAUCUAAGAGGCUUCCGUUUGUCCCUCGCCCACCUGAUUUUGUCCCUCUCCCUCUUGAUAUUUGCUUCACGACUUACGAUUUUGGCUUUGGUAUUGAUCUCAACACCAAUGACUUCAAGGUGGUUAAAAUCACUUGCUUCUAUUCUCCGUGGCAUUACCAAGUUGAGAUAAGAAAUGCUUGGUAUUGUUUGAUCCAAGAACACAAGAACUAAAGAAUCUUCCAAUAUAUGACGAAGGAUCGGAAAUGUUUGAUCUGGUGAGUUACAGAGAGAGCCUAGUUUUAGUUAAUGGAUGGAGGAAUGUGCUUGAGCAACAAGACACUUGAUGAUUAUGAUAUUGAUAUCACAGAUUUGGACUAUUAUUAUUUAUGUAUUCCAAGAGGACUACAGAAUUACUGUGAAACUGAGUGGUUUCAAUGUUGUGAUUUUGGUCAUGGGGUCAAUUGACUGCUUAUGUAACAAAAGUUGAUUUAGUUGAAGAGUUGGUCCUAUUUGCUUAAAUACAAUGGUUUGUGGAUUGGAAUUACAUGAGGACCAUGACGUCCAGGAGUAUGACAGAUUUUAGCUUCAAUUGAGAUGGUUUCCUUGUAAUGCAUAUAAAUGGUGUUGAGUAUUUAAAGCUAGUUGUAAUUGCAUAUUUAUACUUGGUUUCGGUUGUGUUAUGCAAUGGAAUGUGAGAAGUUAAACGAAGUUUGGAUUGAAUGAAUUAUGUGGUAGUGUUGGAUUGAA